GGCCUCUCGGGCGGGGCCUGGGACUGGCAGCUCCGGAGGCCGCGGUUUCACAUCGGAAACAAAACAGCGGCUGCUCGGGAGGGCACCUCGAGCGGUCGGCGACGGCGUUGGGGAAGGGGCAGAAUCCUGAGAGGCUUAAUUUUCUGUGAGAAAGUAUUUCUGUACAGUUGCUCCAAUGACAGAGUUACCUGCACCCUUGUCCUACUUCCAGAAUGCACAGAUGUCUGAGGACAACCACCUGAGCAAUACUGUACGUAGCCAGAAUGACAUUAGAGAACGGCAAGAACACAGUGAUAGGCGGAGAGUUGGCAACCCUGAACCAUUGUCUAAUGGACGACCCCAGGGUAACACACGGCAGGUGGUGGAACAAGAUGAAGAAGAGGAUGAGGAGCUGACGUUGAAAUAUGGAGCCAAACAUGUGAUCAUGCUUUUUGUCCCUGUGACACUCUGCAUGGUGGUGGUUGUGGCUACCAUCAAAUCGGUCAGCUUUUAUACCCGGAAGGAUGGGCAGCUAAUCUAUACUCCAUUCACAGAAGACACCGAGACUGUGGGCCAGAGAGCCCUGAACUCAAUUCUGAAUGCUGCCAUCAUGAUAAGUGUCAUUGUCGUCAUGACCAUCCUCCUGGUGGUUCUGUAUAAAUACAGGUGCUAUAAGGUCAUCCAUGCCUGGCUUAUUAUCUCAUCUCUAUUGUUGCUGUUCUUUUUUUCAUUCAUUUACUUGGGGGAAGUAUUUAAAACCUAUAAUGUUGCUGUGGACUACAUUACUGUCGCACUGCUGAUCUGGAAUUUUGGGGUAGUGGGGAUGAUUUCCAUUCACUGGAAAGGCCCCCUGCGACUCCAGCAGGCGUAUCUCAUAAUGAUCAGUGCCCUCAUGGCCUUGGUGUUUAUCAAGUACCUCCCUGAGUGGACGGCAUGGCUCAUCUUGGCUGUGAUUUCAGUAUAUGAUUUAGUGGCUGUUUUGUGUCCAAAAGGUCCACUUCGUAUGUUGGUUGAAACAGCACAGGAGAGAAAUGAAACUCUCUUUCCAGCCCUCAUUUAUUCCUCAACAAUGGUGUGGUUGGUGAAUAUGGCAGAAGGAGACCCAGAAGCCCAAAGAAGAGUAUCCAAAAGCUCCAAGUAUAAUACACAAAGCACAGAAAGGGAGCCACAAGAUGCUGUUGCAGAGAAUGAUGACGGUGGCUUCAGUGAAGAGUGGGAAGCCCAGAGGGACAGUCAUCUAGGGCCCCAUCGCUCUACAGCUGAGUCACGAGCUGCUGUCCAGGAACUUUCCAGCAGCAUCCUAGCCAGUGAAGAUCCAGAGGAAAGGGGAGUAAAACUUGGCUUGGGAGAUUUCAUCUUCUACAGUGUUCUAGUUGGAAAAGCCUCAGCAACAGCCAGUGGAGACUGGAACACUACCAUCGCCUGUUUCGUAGCCAUAUUAAUUGGUUUGUGCCUUACACUGUUACUCCUCGCCAUUUUCAAGAAAGCGUUGCCAGCACUUCCCAUCUCCAUCACCUUUGGGCUCGUUUUCUACUUUGCCACAGAUUAUCUUGUGCAGCCCUUUAUGGACCAGUUAGCGUUUCAUCAGUUUUAUAUCUAGUGUAUUUCCAAGUAGAACCCCUUGGAUGUUUCUCCUUUGACUAAUAACAAAAUCUGGGGAGGACAGCGGUGAUUUUCCUGUGUCCACAUCUAACAAAGUCAAGAUUCCUGACAGGACUUUUGCAGCUUUCUUCCAAGUCUGUCUGACCAUCUGCACUACUGGACAUUGGAGAGAGUGUCCACAGAAAAUGGUGUUGAGCCUGUUUCUUCACAGUGAACUAUGUCCCUCGGUGCAUAAACUCCCAGAUGUGAGGGACCAGAACAAAGAAACCUGAUGGGCCAAGAAGUUGCUGUGCCCCACCAGCAGUUUGACCCUUGGUCGAGGGAGAUUUUACUUCCACACGGACACUCAGGACUACCAUUGCCAAGCGGUGAAAUGAAGUGGUUUCAACCAAACAGAACUCUUCCUCUUAAACUCCUUGUUGCAAAUCAACCUAAUAAAUCUGUGUUCAUUGAAUUCUGAA
Molecule: messenger RNA, 2042 nt
Organism: Tupaia belangeri chinensis (Chinese tree shrew)
Lineage: Eukaryota; Metazoa; Chordata; Mammalia; Scandentia; Tupaiidae
Gene: PSEN1
Product: presenilin 1
Exons: 11
Coding region: 176-1579 (467 amino acids)
Biological process (GO): membrane protein ectodomain proteolysis; amyloid-beta formation; intracellular signal transduction
Cellular component (GO): membrane; gamma-secretase complex
Molecular function (GO): aspartic endopeptidase activity, intramembrane cleaving
Source: RefSeq, a predicted model, not a curated record